AUGGAGCGAUUGUAUUUAAAAUUGGCCGUUCGAUAUUUGAGAUCUUGUCGCUUACUUUCUUCGGCUGCAGCUACGACCAGUAUUGAUUCUGUUAAUCCAAAAGUUGUGCCUCCUGAAGCAGCGAUCGAUCCAAAACCAUUUUCUUCUAUUCCCGGCCCUGGGAGAAUUUCUAUGAUUGGAGCAUUGCGGAAAUUACGAUCGAGUACGAAGACUUUCGAUGAAGCGGAAAUCCGAGGCUACUUCGACGCUUUGGCUGAUUUACAAAAAAUUUACGGAGACUUGGUGAAAGUGGAACAAGGAUGGGGACGUGGAUCGGUGGUACAUGUUUUUGAUCCAGAAGAUUCGAAAACGGUUUUCAACGCGGAUGGCCGACAGCCACACAUUGUUCCGCUACAAGAAACCACUCAAAAGUAUCGAGAGAUGAAAAAAAUGAAUCCGGGAUUGGGAAAUUUAAAUGGUGAAGAGUGGUAUCGUUUGAGAAGCGCCGUCCAGCAGGCGAUGAUGCGACCGCAAGCCGUCCUUCAGUAUUUACCCUUUGUCAAUCAAGUUGCUGAUGAUUUGGUAAAACACAUCAAAGAAAGCUUGGAUCCGAAGGAAGAGGCUGAUAUGAGGAGAAUUGCUGGAAGAUGGGCCCUCGAAGCAGCCGGUUUAACCGUUUUCGAGAAAAGACUUGGCUCAUUUGGGGAAAAUGUGAAGUGGGCUGAUAACUUGGUCGAUAUAAACAGAGAAAUCUUUCGUUUGUCGGCGAAACUGAAAUUCGUGGCCCCAUUCUACAAAGUGGUGAGCACGCCGAAAUGGAGGAAAAUGGUCGGAUUGGAGGAUGCGUUUUACAAGGAAGCUACUAAAUUGAUCAACGAGGCAAUCGAAAAACUAGGAAACGAGACGGGAAACGAAGAAGAAAUGUUCUUUGCGAGUCAUCUUGUCAAUAAGAAAGAACUCACGAAAAAAGAUAUUUCGGUGAUCAUGUUGAGCUUGUUCUCCGAUGGAUUGAGCACGACAGCUCCCAUGCUUAUCUAUAAUCUGUACAAUUUGGCGGCGAACAAGGAAAUACAGCAACAAGUUCGAGAUGAGGUGAACAAAGUGGCGAAACCGUGGGAACCAUUUACACCGGAAAAGCUCACAAAGUUGCCGUUUUUGAAGGCUUGCAUCAAGGAGACUUUCCGAUUGUUUCCGAUUGGAACAGAGAUUUCGCGAAUUUCCCAAGUCGACCUCGUGCUCAGUGGAUAUAAGGUACCAGCCGGGACUCCGAUUGAUAUUAAUACGAAUGUAUUGAUGAGAUCAACUCGCUUCUUCACCGAUCCAAACGAGUUCCGCCCGCAGCGUUGGCUAAGGUCCGAGGGAAAACCAUCCCAAGCACAUCCAUUUGCAUUUUUACCGUUUGGCUUUGGUCCGAGAAUGUGUGCAGGGCGCCGUUUUGCCGAACAAGAUCUGCAAGUAGUGCUGGCACGACUUGUCUCCGCUUUUGCCAUUCAACACCGAUAUUCACCACUCACGCAGGUCUACGAGACUCUCCUCCUGCCCGAUGGCAAUUGCCACUUUACUUUCACUCCAAUCUAC
This is a messenger RNA of Mesorhabditis belari, 1557 nucleotides long. The record is from the annotation of a GenBank genome assembly. Lineage: Eukaryota; Metazoa; Nematoda; Chromadorea; Rhabditida; Rhabditidae.